Molecule: messenger RNA, 2248 nt
Organism: Polyodon spathula (Mississippi paddlefish)
Lineage: Eukaryota; Metazoa; Chordata; Actinopteri; Acipenseriformes; Polyodontidae
Product: lysosomal-associated transmembrane protein 4A-like
Exons: 7
Coding region: 113-832 (239 amino acids)
Cellular component (GO): lysosomal membrane
Source: RefSeq, a predicted model, not a curated record
CAGUUGCGUGGGCGUUGUAGCGAAAGCGCUAGUAGGAGGUAAACGGACAGAUAGGGAAGGAUAAGUUUUUUGUUUGUUUGUUUUUUUUUUUAACUGUUUUUUUCCUCCCUUAAUGUAUUUACCCAAAACAGAGGACGACAUGACUUUCAAGCCGAGUCGGGAUAAGUUCUACAGUACACGGUGUUGUGGUUGUUGUCAUGUCAGGACUGGAACCAUUAUCCUGGGGACAUGGUACAUGGUGGUAAACCUGUUGAUGGGCAUUAUGCUAACCGUAGCAGUGACUCAUCCAGAUAAUGUACCUGCUGCUGACCUGCAGUAUGAAGUCAUUGAUCAUUACUUUGCCUCUGAUAGGAUGGCAGAAAAUGCCUGUGUUGGAUUUGCAGUUUCUUUGCUGAUUACCAUCAGUGCCAUGAUGGUGUAUGGAGCUAUUACUCAUCGUGACAGAUGGUUGAUUCCUUUCUUCUGCUACCAGUUGUUUGAUUUUGCCCUCAGUUGUCUUGUGGCUGUUAGCUCCCUAACUUACCUUCCUAGGAUCAAGGACUACCUAGACCAGCUGCCUGACUUCCCUUAUAAGGAUAACCUGCUUUCUUUGGACUCCAGCUGCCUGCUGCUUUUCGUCUUGAUGUUCUUUGCUUUUUUCAUCAUCCUAAAGGCCUACCUGAUUAACUGUGUUUGGAACUGCUACAAGUACAUCAACAACAGGAACUUGCCAGAGAUUGCUGUUUACCCUGCAGUUGAAGCUCCCCCUCAGUAUGUUCUGCCCACCUACGAGAUGGCUGUUAAGAUGCCAUUUCCACAGAAGGAGCCCCCUCCCCCCUACAUGCCUGCUUGAAGAGUCUGCCUCAUUGUAGACUACACUCCCUCUGAACCAGCUUCCUGUUUUUAACCUUGCAAUACCUUUUUUAGAGACUAGGGAUACAGAGUGAUAUCCUCUAAUCUUUAAAGUCCAGCAUUAGAGAAGUUUUUUUUAUGAAAGCAAUGAAUAGAGAACAAUUGGUAAAAUACGGAAAUAUGUGAAUUUCAGCAUUACAAGAGCCAAUCAAAUUGUGCGAGUCUGCUAAAGGCUUCUAUAUUAACAGCGUUUUAAAGUCGAAGCACAGUGUCUGACUAUAUGUUUCGAACCUGUUUGGGGCUCAUCGGUGCAGUUCAACUAUACUUUGACUUCCGAAAAGCUCAGAGUACGUAAAAACAAGUAGCUUUUGAGUUAAGGGGAAUGAAGGAAUUGAAUAGAGAACAAUGGCGUAAUCAGGAAAAUAUGCAAAUUUCAGCAUUAUAGGAGAUUUGAUUGGCUCUUGUAAUGCUGAAAAUUGCAUUGCUUUCAUUCUCCUUAACUCGAAAGCUUCUUGGUUUUUUUUCUUAAGGCUACUGCACACUAGACAGACCCAAGAAGACACUGACAUGAUUUCAUCGUGUCGGUUUUGUGUGAUACAACUUGAAAACCUGCCGAUGAGCAAAAUACAUCUGUAUCGGCUCUGUCUAGUGUGCGUGGCCUUAUGAGCUUUUCGGAAGUCGCUGAUGAGUCCCAAACGGGGCAGAAAAUGUCUGCAGAUACUGUGCUUUGAUUCUUAAAACACUGAAUGUAGAAGCUUUUAGGCGACUUUCACACUAUUUGAUUGGCUUUUGUAAUGCUUAAAUAUGCAUGUGCAUAUAUAUAUAGUGUGUGAAUAGAAGACAGAAUGGAAGCACAGAUAUUUCUAAGAUCCUUGUUCCUCUUUCUAUGUAUUUUUGAUGUCUCUGUAAAUUAUAAUAUAAUAACAUUGCCUGAAUGCGGAUCAUGAAGUGUCUUUUUUUUUUUUUUUUUUUUUUUUUUUUUUUUUUUAGAAAACAUGCUCUCCUAGUGAAGUUUUAUCUUGAUAGGCAUUGAAAAUAUUCUUACAACAGUCUGUUUUAACAUUUUACUGAAUUUGGUUUUUUGUCUGAAUUUUGUGGUUUUUAAAUUACAUAUUAAUGUUUUUAGAUUGAUACUGUGAGUGAUCUUACUUUUGCACUUUCAUCAUAAGUAUUCAGCCUUUUUUGUAUAUGUAUGUGAGUGACAUGUCUGUUCUUUUGUUUCAAGUUUUGAAGCCUUUUUUGGGGAAUGGAAUUUGAAAUAAAUGAUGCAAAAAGUGAAAACUCAAAUUAAAUGGGUCAUUUACAAAACAAGUGCAUGGAGAAAUGAACCAGGAUUGGAAAACGCUGGAUGCAUGCUUUCUUCUUUUGUUCUUUGUUUCCUGUGAAACCAACUUGCUUCAAUAAAUGUUGAAAAUUG